AUGCUUUUUCGACAUUGGAGUUAUGUUUCUGUCUUCAGCGCCAUCAGCGCCGCUUGGACUCUACCGAAUUCAACACCCAGCUCGCUAAUCGUUGAUAAAGCCCCGAACGAAACGCGCCCGUAUGUUCUUCUUAAGAAUACUGGCGAGGCACUGGCUCUGGGAGCAAACACCUUGAGAUUUCUAGUAACCGGGAACGUGUCUGAACAAAGUUUCGCCAUGGUCAGCCACUCUUCGCCAGAUUCAAGCCUCCUGGCUGUUUCCCCCCAUAUCCACCGGAGAACCUAUGAGAACUUCUUUGUCAACAAAGGCCGCAUACAAAUGUGGGCUUGGCAAAAUGAAACAGGAGGUCUGGAGUUUUCUAGGGUCAUGACAGCCGGCGACUAUGCUGUCGUCUCCCAUCAUACGCUUCACACAUAUCAAUUCCUGGAGCCAGAUACACAGCUCACUUUUGUCGUGCAACCAGGUGGAUUCGAAGAUCUCUUCUACGUCUUAGCUAAAGGGCCCUUCGAGAGUUCCUCGUUGACCCCUUUCUACCCUCAGAGAUUUGACGUUGCAGCUGGGGCUGGAGAUAACGCCGAGGUGUUGAGCCAGCUUGAGAAAUACGAUGUCUAUUUCCAGCCACAAUACAACCCGACCCGAAAAGUGACGGAUGGGAUGACCGGCCCUCCAGGAUACAACUGGCACAACGGAAGCAACGAGCUCGCACCAGACUCUCAGAGUACUGGGUUCGUUGCCAAGGAUUGGUCGUCAAAGUAUCUGUAUACCAAGGGCAGCUAUCAAAUUGUUCAGCCCCUUGCCACCCCAAAGCAGACCGACGGAAACAUGACAAUGGGAACCAUCACUCUGUCGAAGCGCUUUCUCAACGAAACAAUCCCUGUGUUCAAACUACCCGUGCACACAUCUUUUCAGAUGACUGAGGGACAAGCGAUUUUCGACGUUUAUGGGUAUGAAGCUCUGCCUCUUGUUGAAGGCGAUACUGCUUUUAUCCCCGCCAACACUAGCUUCUCGUACUACGCUACAUCUCCGAUGACUCGAUUUACGUAUGUUAGCGGAGGGGGAAACGGGCUUGAUGCGGAGUUACUUCGUGAUGCUGUAGAAUGGGAAUUUGCUAGUUAUCCGGUGCAUCUUGGCUAUGGCUCAGGGCAUUAA
This is a messenger RNA of Fusarium sp. VM40, 1149 nucleotides long. Lineage: Eukaryota; Fungi; Ascomycota; Sordariomycetes; Hypocreales; Nectriaceae. The record is from the annotation of a GenBank genome assembly.